CCGCAUUCGGUAUUUUUGUGAAACUGGUUAUUCGCGUAGGCCGUGGAAUGAGUUCUUCCACGGCCUACUAGAGAUAUCUCUAGUAGGCCGUGGUUCUUCGGAUUAAUGCCUACUUAGAUUUUUGACUUUUGCAACAAGUUCUGAACUAAAUACGGAAUUUGAACUCACAAACACAAUAUCAUAAAUAUGGUAGAUUGGGGGAAGAUGAGUUUUUAUUAUUUUAUCGUCCCAUUUUGGUAGUGAAAACAAGUUAGAACUAUAUAUUCGUAUUCCUACGACUGUAUAAAAGCGUUGUUAAUUGUUGAAACAUGAUUUAAAAAGAUGGAAUAUUAUGUGCUAAUAAUAUUCAUUUUACUUCACAAUACCAUAUUUAUUUUGUUAAACGACUACCUUUAUAAAAAGAUAAUAAUAAAGUUUUAAGAACCUCCACUCUUUUCUUUCCCAGUAGUCUACUCCUUUUUUCUGCGUUUUAAACCAGUUGCUACAGGGCGAUAAUGUUUUCUUUUUCUUUUAGUUUAUAUAAAAUUGAGAAAUUUUUUUCCGACGUGGCAUUCAGACGACCGCGCAAAGGUUAAACUUGUACUGAUAAAGGCAAGUGACCAAAGUUACGGAACAAAAUAGCAUAGAAGCAACCUAAUUUUUUGAGCACUGUAGUAUUUUGAAAGUUUAGGUUUACUUUAGUAUUUUACGAUGUCUCAUUUUAACAUAAAGCGCUGCAGUAUACAAAUUUGUUGAUUGCCGGCUAUAGAAUAUAAUAUAGACUUUGCUAGUUUUACGUGAACAGAUUUUUCUAAUGUACUAUUUUGCCUACUGUAUAAGUUUUUAAAUACAAUUAAUUUCUACAUUGUUGCAGUUUUGUAAGAUCAUAAUAGCAAUAAUAAUGAGUAACAAUAGCAGCGACACAAUUUUCACUAUUUCGGAACUGAAAAACCUGGAGUCGAAUUUGGACCAAUUUUUCCUAGUAAUUUGUGGAAUAUUUAUAUUAUUUAUGCAGACUGGCUUUGCGUUUUUGGAAGCAGGUUCUGUCCGCAGCAAAAAUACGACAAAUAUUAUCAUGAAAAAUGUUCUUGAUUUAUUUAUUGGUGCUAUCAUGUAUUUUGCCGUCGGCUAUUCGUUCGCGUACGGCCAACCAGGGAAUCGUUUCAUCGGCCACAAUUAUUUCUUUGCGACGAACAAAGAUGAGAACUUCACAUACGCAUCAUGGUUCUUUCAAUACGUAUUUGCUGCAACUGCAUCUACUAUAGUAUCUGGUGCGAUGGCUGAACGAACUGAGUUUACAACUUAUAUGGUGUACUGCACUUUUCUUACUGGCUUCGUGUACCCAGUUAUAGUACAUUGGUGCUGGACGGACGUUGGUUGGCUGCAAUAUGGAACUGGUACCGGGUUAAAAUAUAUCGACUACGCUGGGUCCGGUGUUGUUCACUUAACUGGAGGGACAGCGGCGUUUGUUGGAGCGAUUAUUCUUGGACCACGAAUAGGAAGAUUUAAUAACGAUGGCACCGUAAAUGAUCUGCCUGGACACACUGUAACUGUUGCGGCUUUGGGUGGGUUUAUCUUGUUCGUCGGGUUCAUGGCAUUCAACGGCGGAUCUCAGCUUACUAUUUCGAACCCCGGGGACGGAGCUAUUGUUGCCUUAUCUAUUAUGAACACUGUACUUGGUGGGGCAUCAGGUGCAAUAGUGGCGAUGCUGGUUUAUAAAACAACAGACGCCAUUCGAGGGGAAGAUCAUUACUGGUCGUUGUUGAUCACCAUCAACGGUGGAUUAACCGGCAUGGUAUCUAUGUGUGCCGGAUGUAACGAUAUGCUACCAUGGGCUGCAGUAGUGAUUGGUACAGUCGCUGGACUUGCUUUCAUGACGUGGCAUCAUAUCAUGCUAAAGCUUAGGAUUGACGAUCCGUUAGACGCUGUGGCAGUGCAUCUCGGCGGUGGACUUACGGGCGUCCUUCUUGCCCCAAUAUUCGUUGUAAAGGGUUUGCAGCUCGCUGAGACGAAAGAAUACGUUGGUGGAAUCAUAUAUGGAAAACAUUGGCUCGCUUUCCAGGGCUUUGGUUGGAACCUUCUUGGAGCAGUCGCCAUCAUCAUAUGGACGGGUGUGAUCAGCAUCCUGUUGUUUGGAAGCAUGAGUUUGCUUGGUGUUCUACGUGUAAGCGAGGAAGUUGAAUUGAAAGGCCUGGAUAAACUGAAGCAUGGUGAACCGGCUUAUCCUAUUGAGAGCUAUUGUGACGGCGUACCACCUUGGAGCAAAGAUUGUGAGAAAGCAAAUGGAACGGGCCUCGUUGUAAUGAACAAUCAAGCUAUUGAAAAUGGUAUAAGCGAAGAACAAGAGCAAGAAGAAGAAGUGGCAAGGACAAAACUAUGAAGAGAUAUAACUAAAGACGAAAUGCUAGGACAAAAAUCAAGUCCAACGAAUAGUAUUCUAUCAGAUAUUUCGCCACAAAUGACACAGUAUCUCUUAUUCAAACAGCUUCUGGUAUAGUUGAACUGGUUAAGCAAAAAAUAACCGUGAUAAAGUACGUGAAUGUAUGGCCUGAUCUAAAUGCGCAUGAAGUUGGACGAUUCUGUAACAAAAUAUCCUUUUUUAAAUUGGUAAAUUGCGUCAGAUUUGUUUUUUAUGCUUUCGAUUAUUUUCCAUUGCUUGCCGCGUGUAUAGUGUAGUGCAUACGUACAUGCUUGUGCAUUUUGCUUCGCGUCAUAUAUAGGGAAAAUGGGACAUCUAUUCGAUCUAUUUUCUUGUCCCAUUCGGUAGUGAAACAAAGACAAUUGAAAGAAUUAUAAAACCGCAUCAUCACGACUCCCAUAUACCGUUAUUAAUUGUUUAAAACACGAUCGGGAUAUUUGGAUAUUAUGUGCUAAAAGUUUCCUAUACCACUUAUAGACGUUAUACAUUACGUAGACUUUAAAUUUACAAACUUUCACUUGCAGCAUUUACUUUAUAUAUUUUAAAACGUAUUGGGCACUUGCCAAAUGCAUUCAAGCAGAAUUUGCCUGUACAUUUUUGCUUUUUUCACUUUCAUCGGCUUUGUUAUUUUAUUUACAUAGCUUUAGGGUGGUUUUAUAAAUAAAUAAAUAAUAUAUCUUUGAGUCACUUAUUGAAUCACA
Molecule: messenger RNA, 3099 nt
Organism: Ciona intestinalis (vase tunicate)
Lineage: Eukaryota; Metazoa; Chordata; Ascidiacea; Phlebobranchia; Cionidae
Source: RefSeq, a predicted model, not a curated record